This is a messenger RNA of Filobasidium floriforme, 2466 nucleotides long. RefSeq lists its product as uncharacterized. The coding region runs from base 1 to 2466 and encodes 821 amino acids. NCBI's taxonomy places the organism in Eukaryota, Fungi, Basidiomycota, Tremellomycetes, Filobasidiales, Filobasidiaceae. The transcript is spliced from 2 exons. The record is from RefSeq and is a predicted model, not a curated record.
AUGUCUGGCUUUGAAUAUGAACCUCAGAGCUCACCUACCCCCUCCAGUCGGCACGGUAUCUCCCCCCACGUCUCCCUUCCACGCAACAUGAAUGCAGGCCGAGCCGGUUCAUCGCAUCGCCCGUUCAUCGCUCCCAUGGCAGGUUUAGGCCAGACACGAUCGUCUCAGAGGCCAUCUCGGGAUUCUGAAGAGACUUCCGAUCAGACACCCAGAGCCGUUCGACCACUCCCCACACAGCGGACCCAAGCAGCAAGUCAAUCAGGAUCGUCGUUAUCAGCUACCUCUCAACUACCGCCGUCAUCUCAGUCUUCCUCACUCACCACAACCUCAUCUGCACGUUUCAAUGUUCGCCGCAACACCAAACCUGGUGCUCCCGCUCAACACCCUACAUCUCAGCCAUCCGCUCCUGUCCAAGAUCGACACACGUUCCAACUCCUCCAGUCCAUCCAAACGACCCUCGACGAGUAUAAGAGUACCGUCGCAGUCCUCGAGCGGACCGUGUCGGAGCUGGUCGCCGCCAACAACGAGAUGCAGCAGGAGCUUUCGAACAGGGACAGUGGCGAUAAAGACGAGGCGAUCGCUCGAUUGGAGCAAGUUGUGCGUGAACAGGGCGAGGCGUUAGCGGAUCUGGAAGAGGAGGUUUAUAGUAGUGAAGGAGGAAUAACGGGUCGGGCUACGAGCGACGAGAAGAAGGCUGUUACGAAGUUUCUCAAAUCAGCAAUCGAACAGCUUUACGGAUGCCACCCGCCGGUUGCCUACCCUGACGAUGCGAGUGAUGCAGGUUGGCCUCAGCUAACGACAGCUGAUGGUGUGCCGACGGGACCUGCGAUGAGAUGGAACUUUGCUGUACCGCUGCGAGAGGAGCCAAACGUCAGCGAAACGCGAAGGCUCUAUACCUUUAUACAGGAGAAAGGCUCGAGUGUAGCCUUGCCCAACGACCUUCCUCGAGAGAGCAUCCCGGCAUACGCCACCCAUACCAACAUCUACGCAAAGGCCGUCUCAGAGAUAUUCAAGCAGUAUCGAGCGACGCAAGCGAAUCAGCACCUGAAGGAAUGGAGCAAGACGGGCCGGGUACUCGCCAUGACGCAGAUCGAGGAGAUGCAGGCGAAAGGAGACAUGUUGACGCAUGGGGAGAGGGAUGCGUUGGAGCAGAUGCAGAGUCAUUAUCAGGUGAUGGAGAUGGCGAUGGAGAAGACGGAGAGCGAGGUGAAGAAUAACGCAAGAUCGCGCAUGAACACACUUCAAGGCCACAUGAAGAAACGGCGGGCAAAGACGGCAUUCAACGGCCCCGAAUACGCAGUCUUUGACUCCCUUUACGGAAUGCCGGUCCUCUCCAUGAUUCGGCAGAACGACGGGUCGUAUCAUGCCUAUCUCCCCGACCUCUCGCAGAUCUACUCCGAAGACUACAUCACCUGCUUCAACACCAUUUGGUCAGCGGGUAACAGCACGAGUGCCCGAUCCAAUGCCUCUGUCGUGAUCAACGAACCUCCGGAGGGAUACGAAGCCGCCACGCCAACUCCCUACUUCGCCUCGACCUUUCCUAAAAUCCACCUAUCGCCCCAGAAAUGGAUGUUCAGCGCCAGCUAUAUCGCCUCCCAUCGCGAUUACCUUUCAACCAAGAUCGUCGAUGUGGAUAUUCCUACUCAUCCGACCGAAAUUAUGGAGACCGACUGGUAUUUGAACCAUCCCUUGACGCUCAAGCAGAAGCCGGCUGAGGCGAAUGACGAUGGAGGCAAGAAGGCAACCAGCGGCGGAAGCAAGAAGGCAGCGAACAGCGGAGGAGGCACGAAGAGGAAGAAGGGUGCAUCAGUUUCGAUCGCGCCGUCUGCAGCAGGACCGAGGGAACAUACGCCUUUGCAAGAUAUUGCCAACAUUCAAAGUCUCAGUAGUGGCGGUUCAGUAACGCGCGACAAACGCAGGAGGUUGAGCAGCACCACAUCCAACUUAGACCCGGCUUUCCGGGAGGACGUCAACCCAAACCCCUCGUCGGACGACCUGUUCCUUGGGAACCAUACCCCGUCCAGUCGUGAUCUGCAUAAGAGGCUCGGAUCAGUCACCACCACGCCAACUCCACGGGUCCCGAUGACACCUACUUCUCAGACCAAUAUCCCAUCGCCUUUCGUUAUCCCCAACUCCUCUCGCGUCAACGAAGCCCAUCCCGGAUCCUCCCGAACAAUCGCACCUGAUCAUCAGCCAAGGAUGAGCGACAUCUUUCAGCAACGCCCUCGAGAUUAUCAUCAGCAUACCAAGCACGGCUCUGAACAAACACUCAACUGGACUCACAAUCAACAUCCCAAUGAUAUGGAUCACGAGAACCUCGACCCUCCUCGCACCGGUCGGCAGGGUGAGGAACCUCCUCGAUAUGACGCGCCUGCAACCUCUUUGACUCUGAACGACCUUGUUAACGAGAACAUCUACGACAACAACGAGCCUCACGAUGAUGACGAGGAUGACGACUUGUGCUAA